This is a messenger RNA of Sclerotinia sclerotiorum 1980 UF-70, 255 nucleotides long. RefSeq lists its product as hypothetical. Gene Ontology annotation, cellular component: U1 snRNP; U2-type prespliceosome; SMN-Sm protein complex. NCBI's taxonomy places the organism in Eukaryota, Fungi, Ascomycota, Leotiomycetes, Helotiales, Sclerotiniaceae. Gene Ontology annotation, biological process: mRNA splicing, via spliceosome; spliceosomal snRNP assembly. The transcript is spliced from 4 exons. Bases 1 to 255 code for a protein of 84 amino acids. The record is from RefSeq and is a predicted model, not a curated record. Gene Ontology annotation, molecular function: RNA binding.
AUGCCUCAAGCUCAGCCAGAGCUUAAAAAGUAUCUCGAUAAGAGACUAUUUGUGCAGUUGAAUGGUAGCAGAAAGGUCAUUGGUGUUUUGAGAGGUUACGAUGUCUUCUUAAACAUUGUGCUAGACGAUGCAGUUGAGGAGAAAGAGGGUGGUGAGAAAGUGAAGAUUGGAAUGGUUGUUAUUCGUGGAAACUCAGUCGUUAUGCUCGAGGCAUUGGAGAGAAUAGGUGGUGGAAGGGAAAACAGAGGAGAUUGA